AUGGUAAAAGAGUGUCUCGACUACGACAUCGGCCGAAUCCACUACAUCGGACCGGACAAGCAUCCCGAAUUCACCGUUUACAAAGAUAACAAAUACUUCAGGAUAACCAUCGGCGAUCCCCCCCCCCCCACAUUCGACUAUACCAAGAUCCACACAGUAGAGGACUGCUUCAAUGAGCUCGGAGUUGUUGAAUGGCGUAUAGACUGGACCAAGGAAGGUGGCUUCAGAUUAAAGACACCGGAACCCAUCAGCAACGGGGUUGACUUCAGAGGCGUAGCCAUCCCCGAUGCCGUGGCGACUGGAUAUCCAUGGCUUCCUGCAUAUAAUCUCAGGGACAUCACAGUUAAAUUGGACCCUGAUCCAAAAUCCGUCAUUCCUAAGAAGGUGUCUCUGGUUGAACAACCUAAUGAGGCCCUCUACUUCAAGAUGCUCACGGGAAGGGACAAAUUGGAUCUGAUCUGCUCUUAUAAUGAGGUCGAGAGCUAUACGAAGCUGUGGGACUCUGGGAUUUACGAUGAACCGCUUUUUUUAGGGGCUCGUGUUGUUGGUGUGGCGCAGGACUGCAGCAAAAAGGUGUUUGGUCUUCUUUUGUUGUACAUCGAGGGUUCUACUCUCAGUGAUGUGAUGCGGGAUGGACGACCGUUGCCGGAUAAAGAACGCCGGGAUAAAUGGUAUUGGCAGAUCAAGAAUAGUUUGAAGAUUCUUCAUCGGAGGGACUUGCUUUGGGGAGAUCCUAAGGCUGAUAAUAAUGUGCUCAUUGAUGUGAAUGAUGAUGCUUGGUUGACUGGGUUUGGGAAGAACUGUACGGCCCCGUGGGUGGAUAGGCGGGCAGAUGGUACGCUUGAGGGGGAUAAACAGGGAGUUAGGCGGUUGAAGAAGAUACUGCUUUGA
Messenger RNA from Aspergillus tubingensis, 891 nucleotides. RefSeq names its product protein kinase-like domain. The transcript has 2 exons. NCBI's taxonomy places the organism in Eukaryota, Fungi, Ascomycota, Eurotiomycetes, Eurotiales, Aspergillaceae. The record is from RefSeq and is a predicted model, not a curated record. Bases 1 to 891 code for a protein of 296 amino acids.